Monomorium pharaonis (pharaoh ant) is the source of this 6139-nucleotide messenger RNA. RefSeq names its product serine palmitoyltransferase 2 (gene lace). The coding region runs from base 1142 to 2890 and encodes 582 amino acids. Gene Ontology annotation, biological process: ceramide biosynthetic process; sphingosine biosynthetic process. Gene Ontology annotation, cellular component: serine palmitoyltransferase complex. Gene Ontology annotation, molecular function: pyridoxal phosphate binding; serine C-palmitoyltransferase activity. Lineage: Eukaryota; Metazoa; Arthropoda; Insecta; Hymenoptera; Formicidae. The record is from RefSeq and is a predicted model, not a curated record. The transcript has 11 exons.
AUAUGUAUAUGUAUCGCGUGCUUUAAACAAUAUAUUCACAAUGUAUAAUUAAAUAAUAAAGUAAUGAUUAAGAUAUAUGUACAAGUAUUUAAGUAAGUGUGCGUAAAAAUAUAUAAAAAUUUGAAAAAAAAGCGUAAUCUUAGCAAAAGUAAGAUAAGAAUUUAUCCAAAUGAUGCAAUUCAUGAAAUCCAUGCGUUGAAUGAUAAAUAUGACUGAAGAUAAAAAAGAACACGUGUCGUAUCUUAGUGGGGUCGAAAAUGUUUCUCAUGUAUAAUAAGUGAAGUCUUCGAGUUACGUCCAGUCUUUAUUCGACUACGGUUUGAUGCGUCGAGUACGUUUUUACUAACAUCGUUACUCCGUAAAUCUGCGUUUCCUCUUAUUUUCAACGGAACAAUCAUUCAUCGUACUGAUUGUACUGAGGAUUCAAAAGAAACCAGUUCGGAAGAAAAAGAAAUUAAAAAGAGUUCCGUCGAGUGGAAGUAACGACAACGAGGCGAGGAGGUGAGAGAAGAAAACGCUCGAGAUGUAAUGUGAGUUAUGUGAAUCGUGAGACGCGGCUUUGUCACACAUUUUGUUAGUGUGAGCGGAGCAACGCCCUUCCUCCCAAGUCUGCCCUGCUGCGUCAGGAGACACACAUCCAAGUCCAACGCUGCGCGGCGCCCGGCGGCUAGUGGCUGGACACGGCUGAACGUAGUGGACACUGGACAGUGGACCGAGUGGACACGGUGCGGCGCGGCGCGGAAGAAGCUUAUCUUUCAGGCUGCGGCGCGCAGCGCAAGCGCUUGAGCGCUGAUCAACGACGUACCGUAUUCGUCGUAUACCGUUUGCCGUAUUGCCACGGUAUUCGAGUACUGCCGCAGCCGGACGCAACCGUGGCGCGGAUUGGAUUAAUACGCAGACGGUCUGGCACUGGUGGUGUGUGUCUGUGAUGGUGUAUGAAUAGUAAGCGUUGGCAAGUGGUGAGCGACGAGCACGAUAUUCGCCGUCCGUCCCGUCCUGUCGCGUUAUUGGCCCUCGGCUCUAGACAGCUCCAGACGCUCUAGUCUCUGGCGCCGCGAGUAUCUCGUCAGUCGGCGAGCGAUCGAAGGUGUGUGUGUGUGUGUGUGUGUGUGUGUGUGUGAUCGGGACGACGGCGACGACAAUGGCAACGGCGGCGGCGGCGGCGGCGGCGACGGCGACGACGACGACGACGACGACCAGGACCACGACCACGACCACGAGAUUGCAUGCCGUCGUUGGCACGUGCGGCGAUGGGAAGAUGUUGCAGCCGUCGUCACUACGGAACGGUUUAACCUCGCCCGGCGUCGAGAAUACCUAUAAAAACGGCAUCAAUGGUUAUACGCUGACGAGAAACGGCCACGUACACUCUGCCUGUGGUUCAACUAAAGCGGAAUUACAAAAAACAUCACGGUCAAAGGAGUCCUUUGAAAAAGUCUCGAUUAUCACAGCGGCACUUACACACCUCGGUUUUUAUAUCCUCAUGUUCCUGGGAUUUAUUAAUCAGUUAUUCUUUGUUCCGAAGAUUGCUACGGAAAAGAAUAGAGAGGGAUAUGCUCCGCUCUACGACAAUUUCGAAAAGUUUUAUCUCAAGUAUGUCUACAGAAGAGUAAGAGAUUGUUGGAAUAGGCCGAUUUGUUCGGUUCCCGGUGCAACAGUCACAUUAAAAGAUCGUGUAACUCAUGAUUACGGAUGGACGUUUCAAUUUACUGGGACUGAAACGCAAUGUAUAAAUUUGGGCUCUUAUAAUUAUUUAGGGUUCGCCGAAGCGAGUGGUAAGUGCGCCGACGAAAGCAUCGAAACGCUUAAGAAGUUCGGUUGUGCCACUUGCAGCACGCGUCUUGAAUUGGGUACUAUGCCAAUACAUGAUGAACUAGAAAAAUUAACUGCAAAAUUUUUGGGAGUGGAAGACGCCAUAGUAUUUGGAAUGGGAUUCGCCACGAAUUCUUUAAACCUACCCUCUUUGGUUAGCAAAGGCUGUUUGGUUCUUAGUGAUGAGAAGAAUCACGCGUCGCUCAUUCUCGGAUUACGAUUGUCUGGUGCAGUGAUACAAAUCUUCAAACACAAUAAUGUGAAACACUUGGAAGAAUGUUUGAAGAAGGCUAUUGUUUUUGGGCAGCCAAAGACCGGCAAACCCUGGAAAAAGAUAGUCAUCAUUGUCGAGGGUGUUUAUUCCAUGGAAGGCUCAAUCGUCCACUUGCCCGAAAUAGUAGAGUUAAAGAAGAAAUAUAAAGCCUAUCUCUAUGUGGAUGAGGCGCACAGCACAGGAGCCAUGGGACAACACGGAAGAGGAGUUUGCGAUUAUUACGGCACUGAUCCGCGCGAAGUGGAUAUACUUAUGGGAACGUUUACAAAAAGCUUCGGCUCUGCGGGUGGAUAUAUAGCUGGAACCAAGGCAUUGAUAAAUCACAUAAGGAUAUAUGGUCACGCGCAUACAUACGCAGCAUCGAUGUCUCCACCCGUUACGCAACAAAUUAUUACGUCAAUGCGAAUUAUCGCGGGAGAAGAUGGCACUGACGCUGGUGAAAAACGUAUCAAACAAUUGGCUAAGAACACGAGAUACUUCAGACGCAGAUUGAAUCAGAUCGGAGUUAUAAUUUAUGGAAAUGAAGACUCGCCCGUUGUGCCUAUGCUAGUUUACCUAUUUUCUAAAAUUGGUGCAGUGAUUCGUAUUCUGACAACCCGUAGCAUUGCGACCGUUGGCGUUGGAUUCCCAGCGACACCGUUAAUGGAAGGCAGAAUUCGAUUUUGUCUUUCCGCCGCACACACAAAGGAACAAUUAGAUUACGUGUUAUCGCAUAUCGAGGAGAUUGCAGACAUAUUAGGAUUAAAAUACUCAAGAAAACCUCGCACUUCUACAAAAAUAGAAUAUUCCGACAGCGAAACGGAAUGACCUACCUCGUAAAGUAAUAAAUCGUUAGACGAUUUAUUUCUGUGAUGGGUGUUGAAAUAGCAGAAAGCUUUAAAUAUUACCGCAGCUCCAAUAGGGCUCAUCUCAUCGUAUGAUAUAUCUUAUAUUGAACGAGAAAGUUAUAUUACAAAUAUCACAAUAAUAAGCUAGCAUUUACAUAAAUUUUUCAUGAAAAUGUGUGAAUCUAAUGGUGUGUGUGUGUGUGUGUGUGUGUGUGUGCGUGCGUGUGCGCGCGCGCGUGUGUAACCAACUACGUGGAAACUUUUUGCUAUUAUAGUUUUUUUUUCUAAUGUCAAUUUUAUGUCAUUAAAAAGUGCUAUUUACAACCAUUUUAACAAGCAGAAAUAACAUUCCAACAUAUUUUAGGUAGAUUAUGACUACAACUUUAGAAAUACAUGGCGCUUUGUUUAUAGAGUUAAGUAGAUAAUGUGUAACAAUUAAAUUGUUACAAUUUGUUCUUUCACCUUUUAUUUUGAAGGAAUUACACUGCCUCCAGAUAUCUUCUUACUUUUCACGAUCCAUACGUAUUAAACGAACAAACGAAUUCGAUAUUACAUCAAAAUUCGAUAUGCGUCAAUAAAUUAUAUAUUGUACAUACAGAUAAUUUUAUUGUUUACACAUUCUUACAGUAUUCAUGCAUAGUUUAAAUGUUUUAAGAUUGUGUUAAAAUAUACUUAGAUUAAAAAUAUUGCGAAUACUAAAUUUAAAGCUAUUAAAUGUUUUUGGCUUUGGCUCUUAAAAAAUGUUACAAUGAAAUCGAGUCAGAAUUAAAAUCAAACAAAUAUUGAUUAUAUUUAAUUGCGACUUAAUAAAACAAUGAACUCCGAUAUGAUAACUGUUCGUUGACAUAGAUUUUAACAUUUAAGUUGAUAGUCAGGUUUCUCAAUCUUUCAAUAAGAAAACCUACACAAUACAUAUCAAUACAAUUUCUAAGUAAAUGUUUGACAUUUAUUUUUAACGUCGCUUUUUAAAAUUUUGAUAUUUGGAUACUUUUUCUUUUAUAAUAAGUUAUUAAGGUAAGUUAAAUAAUUUCUUUGAAGUACUUUAAAUGAGAGAUAAUACAUAACAUUGACGAUGCAAACAACGUCAAUUGAAUGAAUAAAAAAAAAUAUUUCAAAUUAUCGCACUAUUAAAUAUUUAAUAAUCUACUAGAUUUUAUUUUUAUUUCAUUAAGCGUACUGCCACCCUUGUAAUAUAAUGUAAUGAUCUUUUAAUAUUUAUCGAAAUAUGUGUGACUGGAUGAAUUAAGUUAUCAUGAUAUUAGAAUUUACAUGCACAAGUUUUUUAAUUGCUCUUUAAUUGCACUGUCAUAGUUAUAAAAAAAAUAAAUAUACAAAAUGUAACAUACAAUAAAAAUACAAGAGAUACGAUCUUAAUUGCUAUAACAUUGAUAUUUGUUGCAACACAGCAAUGUAAAAUAUUUCAAAUUUAUUUCUUACUACUAAAACUUAUAUACAGACUCAAAUGAAUUGUGUGGCCAAAUUGUUUUAAUAGAUCGAAAACAUUCAAGCUUUUGAAAAUUUAAACACACUGAACGGAAGUAAUUGAGUUGUUUGAUCGCAAGUAGUCAAAAGUAUCCAAAGUUGAAAUAUCAAUGGAAAUCCGAGUGAAAAUAGUUUUAAUUGUAAACAAGAAUAAUCAAUUUUUGCUCACUUCUUGUUGUCAUGUAUUGUUUAAUUUUAUCUUGCUAUUCUACCUGAAUUUUGAAUAGAAUUGGUCAAUUAUUUCUCCGGACUUUAAUAAUCUUAACAAUUUAAGAUUUAAGCUUUACAUUUGAUUUACUUGAGUUGCUCAUUGUAAACAAUUUUUAUGGGCAUUACUUGUCAUUUGAAAUAAUACAAAUGAUGAAACCAAUGGCAACCAAUAUUUAGGUAUAAUAGCACUAAUCAAACAUAAAAGAAUUAGGAUAUUUAGGUAUAUCUUAUUAACUAUUCUUUUGUGAUCAUAUUACAUGCUAACAUAGCACGCAUUUAAUAUCAUUUGUUUAUGCGAGCGAUAGAUAAACGCAACGCGAGCAAUAAAGGAACAUCACAAACAAAAACUGUACUAUUAUCGCAUAUGCAUAAUUUAUUAUUAUCUAUAUAUUAUUUUAUUACAUCUUAAAGACAUCUUAGGUCCCGAAUUUGGACAUGUAUGUUGUCCAGAUAGUUGCAAAAAUUAAAUCGCCUUAAAGGGAUAUUCUUACUUCCUACUACUACAAUCAAAAAAUUUUUCGUUGAAUGAUGUUUAAUGCUUAACAAAACGCAAUUACAUUAACCAAAAUGUUAAUCUAAUAUGUAUGUCUUGCAUUAGAGUGAUUAGGCAGUAGCAAUAAGAAAUUCUUGACAAUCUAAUAAAUCCACAAUGUAAUCGGGAUAUAAAUAAGUUACGUUUAGCUGCGCGUUUAAUGCGAAAUAUACAUCUAAUUCUAAGUGAUAAUUAAAUGAAAAUGUAUGGAAUACAAUGUAAAUAUGCACGCGUACACAUACGAACACGAACACACACACACACACACACACACACACACACACACACACACACACACACACACAGAGAGAGAGAGAGAGAGAGAGAGAGAGAGAGAGAGAGAGAGAGAGAGAGAGAGAGAGAGAGAGAGAGAGAGAGAGAGAGAGAGAGGGGGGGGAGAUUACAUUUAAUACAGAAAAAUUUUGAACUUGUAUAAUGUGAAAUCUCUCAUUCGAUAUAAUUGCAUUGAACUAAAGUCGUAAAAUUAUGUAUAUCUUAAAUAUUACUGUGUAAUAAUAUUGCAAGCAUUGUUUUUUUAACCGCAUUUUCUUACAUUUUCCAUAGUUUCAUCGGUAAAGCAACUAUUACUUUAAACUUUAUUUUUUAUCGAGGUAUAUUUAUUGCAAUUUUUUUUACGUAAUCUUUCAUAAUUUUUGCGUUAUUUUUUUACUACAAAUCUGAAAGUGUAAGAAAUAUCGCAUAUACAAAUCAAUCACUAUAAGUUUAACUUCUAAUUAGCACAUUUUCAAAGUGCAUUAUCAUGCUUUAAGCAAAACAUAUCGUUUCAUAAAGCGAAAAAAAUGUUUUAUAUAUAGAAAACUAAAAAGAAAUAGUUUUAAGUCUUAGUGUUAACAGUUGUUGGAAAAUGAAUAGAAAUAUUAGGAAACUGUUAAAUCACCCGUUUUCUCAACAUUCCUCAAUUUUGCAUACAUUUCUAAUGAUCAAGGCUAUUUUUGUAAUUAGCAAAGUGAAAGCUUAUGACAAAAUAUAUUAUUAUUAUUACUA